Messenger RNA from Acipenser ruthenus (sterlet), 1741 nucleotides. RefSeq names its product nucleoside diphosphate kinase, mitochondrial. Gene Ontology annotation, molecular function: nucleoside diphosphate kinase activity. The record is from RefSeq and is a predicted model, not a curated record. The coding region runs from base 368 to 988 and encodes 206 amino acids. The transcript is spliced from 5 exons. Gene Ontology annotation, biological process: GTP biosynthetic process; UTP biosynthetic process; CTP biosynthetic process. Lineage: Eukaryota; Metazoa; Chordata; Actinopteri; Acipenseriformes; Acipenseridae.
UCGUGGAAACGUUCUAUUGUCUGUGCCGGGCGGGGUUAGAUGGAUUUGGUGGAGUUGCUUUGGUAAUGUGAAAAUGGCACACUGAGGGGGUUGCUAAUCGCAGGGAGGGAAAAGGUUAAUACAAACCCCACACCCACACCAUUAACGUUUCACUCAAGAGGAGGGUCACUGUUUUUGAACAGCAAGCUGUUCUCUUUAAAUACAGAUUGGCUGGGAGCGCUGAAAAUAAAAAUAGAAGUACAAAAAAGUUUUAGGUUAAGUGAAACGCCGCUGAGAACUGAGUCAGCCACAUCGAAGAGACCUCAACACUGUUGCACAUUUUAAAUAUAUUCACUUACUUUAGGUUUUUUAAAUUCGAUAUUUGAACAUGGUUCUGUUCCAACGUAGUCUAAUCAGAAGCCUGGUACAGGGCCAACUGAGCCUGUGUGCACCGCUUUCCGGGAAUGAGAGCUCUGUUCCGGCGUGGUGUUCAGCAAGGAGCCGCCACAGAAACAACAGACUCGGGUGCUACACCACAUCAGUGAUUGCAGGUGUGUCUGAGCGCACCCUGAUCGCAGUCAAGCCAGAUGGUGUCCAGCGGAGACUCGUCGGUCAGAUCGUCCAGCGAUUUGAGCAAAGGGGCUUCAAACUGGUUGGCAUGAAGCUACUGCAGGCUCGGGAGGACAUCCUGUCCCAGCACUACCACGACCUGCACAAGAAACCCUUCUACCCCAACCUGCUGCGUUACAUGAGCUCCGGGCCCGUGGUCGCCAUGGUGUGGGAAGGGCACAAUGUGGUUCGGACAUCUCGUCUGAUGGUGGGAAAUACAAACCCAGCAGAGGCAUAUCCGGGCACCAUCCGAGGAGACUACAGUGUGCACAUCAGCAGGAAUGUGAUCCACGCCAGUGACUCUGUGGAGGGAGCCCAGCGCGAAAUUCAUCUGUGGUUCGACCGUCGGGAGCUGGUGGACUGGGAUUGUUGUGACCACAGCAGCUCUUACCAAGUGUGAAGAGGGCGGCAGUGGGGGAGGUGUGCACAGGGCCUGACUGCGACAGGCACAGCAGCAGGGCAACUAGACAACUACCUCGAUUUUAACCAGUGGCAAACCGUUCUCAUCUCCUAACUGAACAGGCCCCCUUUCCGACACCCUAUCACACACGACUUUCCCAAAGCCUCUCCCCAAUGACGUUUCCAGCGUAACUGCAAGGAAACCCAGGAACUGGACCUGCUACCUGAAAAUGGUACAGCACAAGGAUUCUGCAACGCAACACUUUACUGUGUACAGAUUUACACCUAAAACAACCACAUACAGUAUUUCAAUUUUCACUCUGUUUCGGGGUGAAGCAACUGCUUGUAGCUGCUGCAGGUACUUUGUUUAAUAUUGAACACACUGGCAUGAGUUCAAUCAAAGUUUAUGGUUUUGCCAUAGCUAUUACAGUUAUGGUGGCAACAGCAUAUUUAUUAAACCCGGGCUUGUUUGCCAAGAUGCAGGUUAGUACUGUUAGUUGUGUUUGCAUAUAGGAUGGCCUGCACACUGGGUAACCUGAUCCUGCAGCAGUUGCUUUUAUACUAGUGCCUUUUUGGUUUUUUGGUUUUUUUUUUUUAAAGAUGGGUCGGAGCUUCACUUCAAGGUUUUUCUAAAAUGCUUCAAUCUUUGGCUGGUGGGGUGGGGGUCAUCCAUGUCUAGUUUUAAUUGUUCAUGAAAUGUUUGAAUCCUAUACAGUGUGUGCACAAUUAAAGGAUUUUCUGAAGUCUUGAUUAA